GCAUUAGUCUAGAUUCAUUCGGUGACCUUGAACGUACUGCUUGCGAUCUCAGCAUUUGCUCCGUCCUUCUCAUAAACAUGUACGGGAAUAAGGGGAUGGAACAGCUUAUUCCUCUAGUGAAUAAGUUGCAGGAUGCGUUUGCAUUUUUAAGUAUACCACUUUCUCUGGAUUUGCCGCAGAUUGCUGUCGUGGGGAGUCAAAGUGCUGGAAAAAGCUCGGUACUUGAGAACUUUGUCGGAAGAGAUUUCCUACCUAGGGGUAAUGGAAUCGUCACUCGAAGGCCUUUAGUCUUACAGCUUGUUAAUGAUAAACUGGAAUUUGGGGAAUUUAUCCACUUGAAGAACAAGAGAUUCACGGAUUUCGAUGACAUCAGAAAGGAAAUAGAGGCAGAGACAGAUAGACUUACGGGGACGAACAAGGGAAUAUCCAAUAUUCCCAUUAAUCUGAGGAUUCAUUCCCCUUCCGUUCUAAACCUGACCUUGGUGGAUCUGCCUGGAAUGACUAAGGUCCCCGUUGGUGAUCAACCACCCGACAUAGAAAUUCAAAUCCGUAAUAUGAUUAUUGAGUUCAUUGAGAAAGAGAAUUGCUUAAUUCUUGCGGUCACUCCUGCCAAUACCGAUCUCGCUAACUCUGAUGCUCUGAAGCUCGCCAAAGAAUACGACCCACAGGGUUUAAGAACUAUUGGUGUACUUACAAAGCUGGAUCUUAUGGAUGAAGGUACUGAUGCCAGGGAUGUAUUAGAGAAUAGACUUUUACCGCUUCGAAGAGGUUACGUUGGUGUCGUCAAUCGAAGUCAACGAGACAUUGACGGCCGGAAAGAUAUUGCUGCCGCACUUGCUGCCGAAAGGCGGUUUUUCCUCGGUCACCCCAGUUACCGACACCUGGCCGAUCGCAUGGGGACUCCGUAUUUACAAUCGGUCCUCAAUCAACAGCUGACCAAUCAUAUCCGGGAAUCAUUGCCCAAUCUGCGAAACCGGUUGCAAACACAACUACUGAGCAUAGAGAAAGAAGUGUCCGAAUUUCAAGGUAUCAAAUCGGAUGACUCGUCGUACAAGACUGGCGCUUUAUUGCGCAUGGUACGGUCAUUUGAGACGGAAUUUAUCGGAAUCAUCGAGGGGCACGCUAUGGAAGUGAACACUCAGGCGCUUUCAGGUGGUGCAGAAAUCGGCCGUAUUUUUCACGAGCGUUUUCCCUAUGAUAUGCUCAAAAUUCAAUUUGAUGAACAAACGCUGCGGAAAGAAAUUGGAAUCGCUAUUCAAAAUAUUCACGGUGUCAGGCCAGGACUCUUCACACCGGAUAAAGCUUUCGACGCCACUGUUCGGCGGCUUAUUGACCUUUUGAGGCCGCCGUCCAUGCGAUGUGUCGAUUUGGUUGUGGGCAAAUUGACAGACGUCGUACACGCAUGCAGCGAACGAAUCGCCCGCUAUCCCCUCCUACGCGACGAAAUCGUCCGUUUAGUGAAUACGCGUAUCCGAGAAUUAGAAGUCGCCACACGGGAACAAAUUCAGACCUUAAUCAACUUCCAGCUCGCAUACACCAACACAAAUCAUGAGGAUUUCAUCGGUUUCAGAAAUGCUGAGCAGAAGGCCACGGACUCUGGCAAGUCCAAACUGGGCAAUCAGGUUAUCUGUAAAGGUUGGCUAAUAUGGGUCAACCCAAAUGUGUUCCGUGGAGGCAGUCGUUACUUUUGGUUUGUUCUGACUGCUGAAACGUUGCGUUGGUACAAGGAUGAUGAGGAGCGCGAAUCAAAAUAUGUGCUUCAGUUGGAAGGCCUCAGGCAGCGUUCAGGUGACACUGGAUUCUUCUCCAAACGUUCCACGUUUGUUCUGUUUCACCCGGACUCCAAAGUGAACGUGUACAAAGACUACAAAACACUCGACCUGUCUGCUGAUACCCAAGAGGCUGUAGACGCUUGGAAGGCAGCUCUAUUACGUGCGGGAGUUUAUCCUGAAAAGACAUCGAAAAAGGAUGACGACGGGGGCGACGGAGAACCAAACCUUAGCGAAGAUCCGAAGUUGGCACGACAGGUUGAAAUUAUCUGCAAUUUGGUUGAUUCCUAUAUGAAGAUCGUAAACAAAACCCAACGAGAUAUGGUCCCCAAAGUGGUCAUGCACGAACUGAUUAAUCGGGUGAAAUCGUACCUCAACAGCGAUCUGUUGCCGUCUAUCUACUCUCAAGACCCCAAUCAGCUCAUGCAAGAGUCCGAUUCGGAAAAGCAACGUCGCGAAGAACUGACCCGUAUGUACGAAGCGUUGAAAGAAGCUAUGACUAUCAUACGCGACGUUGUAUCGAGCACACAAAGCGUCCCACUACCUCCUCCAGUGAAGGACGAUUGGUUAGAAACGGAAGUCUUAUCAGCUUCGGGAAGCGCCCGGCGACAACAGCUUAGCUCUCCCGGUCGAUCCCACCGAGCAAUAACACCUCCACCACCGAAUCCGGUAGCUCCCACUUCGACCUCACGACCAGUCCCGACCCGCCCGGCCCCAAAUCUCCCUGUCCGAUUCAAUCAGCCUCCUGCAUUAUCACCCUAUUCGCUGGCUCCAACUGUUCCUCACCGUUUCACUCAGAUGGCUAACGGUUCCCAUGUCCCUCAGAGCGCUAGUACCGGUAACCUCAAUGUGUAUGGUCCGGCGGCUCAUCCAUCUGCUGGUGGUGGUGGCGUUGGUGGAAGCGGUGGCCACAUCAGCGAUUCGCACUCAUCCUCAACUGCGUCCACAGUCUGGCGUGCUUUCGAUCCGCUACUGAAUCAACAGACACCACAACCACCCGUCCCACCGCCAAAAUUAACCACACUCGGGAACGAUCUACACGCUGGUCCGGAGCGGCCCAACAAUGCGUUCAAUGCUCCUCGGAUCCCGCCGAGACCCAACUGAUCUCCUCUCGUCCAUGUGCCUUUCUUCAUCCGACCAUUCCACAAACUCUUCUGCACAUCCUGCCUUGGAACCGCAUUGCACUAUCUUCGCCAGAGAGAAGUCACUAGUCCUCCCUCCUUUCAGAGAGUGACCCGAUCUCCAGCUCCUUUAUACAUGCACCCCUUCCGCGACGUCCACCUAUGGUUGUAUUUGCUCAGUCAUCGUUUUUUUUGUAUUCUUUACUUUGUUCUUUACUUGAUCACCUGAUUUAACUUUUAGUGGCGAUGUUGUUCACCUGAUCGCCUCAUAUUUCCAAAUGUACUUUCAUUCUGACAGGUCUUGGUUAUUUUUUUUAUUCGUUCCUUGACCAACGCAUAAUGCCUCACACAUUUUUCUACCUUCCCUCUCCUCCUUCGCUUGUGCCACCACCGGUUAGUAUAUUUCAGACAAAUAACAUUAAUCGUACCCACUGUUUCGCUAUCUGAUCUCUUUGUGUCUCUAUACGCUGUCGAUCCUCUUACUUAUUGCAUAUUAGCGUCGAAAUGUGAUUCGCUGCCGGUUACCUAUCAAUGCGUUCGUGUCUACUCUUUUAUCGGCACCCAGCACCGGUUAAGCUGCAUAUUGUGAGACUCCAUCCGUGUUCUUUUUUACUUUUAGGAUCCUCUGGAUACCAUUCAUUGUAAAUCCAUGGCGGCAUAUUUCACUCGUGUUUAUAGCGCCGUCCCCGUGCUUUCCGCUCCCAUUGCUAUUUCGAAUGUGUCUACCCUCCUACUUCCAAUGUCUGAUCUACUAGCCCAUCUCAGUGCUUUUCAGCUGUGUGUGACUGACGCCUGAUGCAUUGAACAUCCUCUUCCGACUAUUUCCUUUACGAGAGUGUUGAUUACUUGAUUCAAAUAUCUGCACUGAGGAUUAUGAACUAUUCAUGUUCCGGAUUGUAUUUCACCGGCGUAUCAAAUGCUUUCAUCACAGUCAUCUCUCGUGAUUACAUUGAUGCUGUUUAACGUUUGGAAUUUGUUUUCUUGCCAUACAUCGAAAGACUAAGUUACAAGUCAUAUCUGACGCUACGGCAACUGCAAACUGUCCAGGUUGCGUUAGUCGCCUUCUGAAUUAGCACAUUGCCACAUUCUAACGCUCGUGAAAUUUCUUCGGCUAUUUUCUUGUGGUAUUUGUGUUCAGGGCUGGCACUUACAUUUUAUGGAUGUUGCAACCUAGUUUCCACUGUCUUUUCGGCGCGUGACACUGGUUGACUAUAUGUUCCAGAUCCUUUCACCCGACAAAUGAGCCGGAACUGUUGUGAUAUACCCCUUUUGACCCCACACAGUCCUUGCUCAGUAUGCUUUGUGAAUGGACAGUGGAGAGACUAUGUCUGGCUGCUCUUCGCAUGCAUCAGCCUUCGACGAUAAUCUAGGUCAUGCGUGGAUGGUUACCGGAGGUCACCACCUCCCCAAUGGACCGAACUGCUCAGGUAGUUGUCGCGCUCAAACGUCCCUCAAAUUUCUUUCCAUCAAGUUCCGCUUUGUUAGUCCUUCAGUUACGUGCUGGUGGCAUCAACAAUAGUCUAAUUCUUCAUUGCUUAGCCUUAUGUACUCUGUGCAUCUGAUACAGACGUUGAGAGCGUCAAGGUCAUGCUACACUACCUAGCCUGUGGAGCUGCAUUGUGCGCGCUAGUGUGUGAGUGUCCAUCUCCCGACUAAACAGCGAUGUUUAUUGAUUGGUUCAAAAGCGAAUGCUUAGCUAAAACAUGUGGACUGCGUAAAACUAAACAGUUGAUCUGUACCCAAUGUGGACUGCCGAUGUACUAUUGCCAUUGCUUCUACUAAACUUCCAUUUGC
This is a messenger RNA of Dicrocoelium dendriticum, 4684 nucleotides long. NCBI's taxonomy places the organism in Eukaryota, Metazoa, Platyhelminthes, Trematoda, Plagiorchiida, Dicrocoeliidae. The record is from the annotation of a GenBank genome assembly.